Candidula unifasciata is the source of this 2151-nucleotide messenger RNA. The record is from the annotation of a GenBank genome assembly. Lineage: Eukaryota; Metazoa; Mollusca; Gastropoda; Stylommatophora; Geomitridae.
AUGGCGCCAUUCCAUGGCCGGGAGAGGAGGCAUUUCCCACUGACGAGUAUCGCCUCUGUAGUGGAACUAUUCAGAGAACAACUGGAAGGACCAGAUGAACCUAAUCUUGCGCUACUGUCCAUCGUUCUGGGAUGUGUUGAAAAUACUUUGACUUUGAACAGAUCUGUAACGACGUCUAAUGAUGACGUAUUGAGGCCGAUUUUUCCGGUCGUCGACUGGGAGACUGUCGAUGCUUUGUAUUCAAAGUUUGAGGCAUUAGUGAAAGGAUCGGUAGACCUGACGAAAUACCCGAGUGGCAAUUCAACGAGGGAACUGGUUAAGAAAGUUUCUGAUGUUAUAUGGGGUUCUCUAUCACGCAACUUCAAAGACAGAGCGCACCUGCAAUCGCUGUACAGUUUUCUGACAGGAAACAAACUUGACUGUUUUGGCGUGGCUUUUGGAGUGGUUGCAGCAGCACAGCUCCUGGGUCUCAAAGAUCUUCAUCUGGCGCUGUCCGAAGAUCAUGCCUGGGUGGUAUUUGGCAGAGAUUCUACAGACACGGCUGAAGUUACUUGGCAUGGGAAGGGUAAUGAAGACAAACGUGGCCAAUCAAUUGCUCUCAGUGUGGCAGAAAAGUCCUGGCUGUAUCUGAAUGGGCAUCCAAUCGUUUGUGACCGACUGAUGGAAGUGUCAGCCAUUGUGUCAUCACUGAACCCAGGAAUCAAUGUGUCGAUGGACAGCAUAGAGAUGGGAGCUUUACAGCAGGAGCUGCUGUGGUUGUUGUAUGAUAGAGGUCAUCUGUCGAGAUAUCCCAUGGCCCUGGGUAACCUCGGAGAUCUGGAAGAGAUUACCCCAACGCCUGGCAGGCCCCCACCCUUGGCCAUUUUUCAAGAAGCCAUAUCAUCGUCAGUGAAGUACUACAACAAUCACCAUGUCUACCCUUACACAUACUUGGGCGGAUUUUUUUACCGCAAGCGGAACUACAAGCAGGCAAUCAAGUGUUGGGCAGACGCGACCAAUGUUAUCAAACAAUUCAACUAUACCAGAGAGGAUAUAGAAAUCUAUAAGGAGUUUCUGGAAAUUGCAAACGAGCUAAUUCCAAACAUCGUGAAAGCUGUAUCAGCGAAUACAACAGACAGAGUUCAGAUGAAUAUUUUAUACAACCCAGAAGUGUAUGCAGAUGUACUUCGGUUUUACGAUGGGAUUUGUCAGUGGGAAGAAGGCAGCUCAACACCAGUUCUUCACGUCGGCUGGGCUCAGAAUUUAACUUUUUCCCUCAAUAAAUUUGAUUCGCAAACACGAGCGAAGAUUGACUUAGGAAAAGAUGAAGACAGUGAUGGUGAUGAUGAUGACGGGGAAGACAAUGAUGGCACUGAUGAAUUUAAAAGCAGUGACAAACAAACCCGUGAAACAAAAGAUGUUGGCAACAGUAAUGCUAGUGUUCUAAAGUUGGAGGAAUCUCUGACAGGUCAAAGGGAGACUCCAAGAGGACGCAAAGGUCCUCGAAGAAGAAAUUCAAGUUUGGCUAAAAAUGCUAAUUUUAAGGAUGCUGGUGGGUCCGACUCAAAAUUGAAUGGUGAUGAACAGAACAAAGUUGAACACAAGAUCAAGUCUACGAUAGAAGAACUUGCCUCCAAGAUUGUGCAGCAGGAUUGCAGUCUGGAUGCUGCACCCAAUCCAAACAUCACAGCUCUGGCCCUGCAAUGUAGUGUUAAUAUUCUGAAUAAGGAUUACCUUCUUGGGGCCGGUGAGCCGUUCUCUUCCUCACCAGCUAUGAUUUCUGAUUCUUCAGUCCUCGAUGAAUCGCUCACCUCACCACUGAACACAGAUAGCUCUUGCAAUGGUUCAGCUGAGCACAUCCCAAACUCAGGUUUACCAGAACGGAGCAGUGACGAGAAUAACGACACUAGUUCAAACAACACUCUGCAGUCCACACAAGUACAAUCUCCCUCAGAUUCUCCGACGGCUUCGGUAGAGUCGGUUCAUGUUGAGCUGCACAGUGAGAAGAUGAAAGGGCUAAAGAAAAUGUUUAAAUCUUCCAAGUUGAAUGCAUGUGCCAUCAAGUUACAGUUGACUGCACAGUCGCAGGUUCAUGUUAAGGACUCCAGGUUUUUAGACUUUGGGGAGCCUGUUGGUUCGGCCAGGAAACGACAGAGACGAGAAAUUGUUUAA